AUGAAUACAGUUAUGAAUUUCAGCCACCCUGGGAUGAUUGAAAAUGUAGGCUUCUGUUAUGAGUCUGUGGACAAGUCUUGCCCGAAGAUCACCUAUGCAACAGCUGUACGCAUUGUGCUGUAUAUGUUCUUUUUGGCUGUCAUUGUUCUAACCAUAUGCGGAAACCUUCUCAUCAUUAUUGCUGUCUCUUACUUCAAACAGCUUCACACACCAACCAACUACCUCAUCCUCUCCCUGGCGGUGGCCGACCUCCUGGUCGGGGGGAUUGUCAUGCCCCCGAGCAUGGUGCGUUCAAUCGAAACCUGCUGGUAUUUCGGAGACUUCUUUUGUAAAUUCCACACCAGUGUAGAUAUAAGUCUAUGCAGCGUAUCAAUUGUUAGCCUUUGUAUAAUUUCUGUUGAUAGAUAUUAUGCCAUCUGUCAGCCCCUCCACUACCAGAGAAAGAUCACAGUCAGUGUCACAGUGGCCUUGAUCUUGGUCAGCUGGAAUUUGUCUAUCGUCAUUGGGUUUGGAAUAAUAUUUACCGAGCUGAAUAUCCAGGGUGUUGAAGAUUAUUACUACAAUAACAUCUAUUGCGUAGGAGGCUGUUUCCUUUUUCAGACUGAGGGAGCAACUACUGCAGCUUGCAUUCUCUCUUUUUAUUUGCCAGGGAUUACUAUGCUCAGCAUCUACCACAAAAUCUUCCGAGUUGCAAAGAAACAAGCUCGCUCUAUUAACGCCAUUGCCUGUCAGACUGUGCACUCUGAAGCCAGAAUAAACAACAUGGAGAGAAAGGCCACAAAGACCCUUGCGAUCGUUAUGGGGGUUUUUCUGACAUGUUGGAUGCCCUUUUUUGUGUGUAAUCUGCUUGAUCCGAUCAUUAAUAAUUCCAUUCCUCCUGUGUUGUAUGAUACACUGGGAUGGAUUGGCUAUUUAAAUUCAGCAUUUAACCCUAUUGUUUAUGCUUUCUUUUACAGCUGGUACAGGAAAGCUUUCAAAAUGAUCAUUUUAGGGAAACUAUUUCAGGCUGAUUCCUCAAACACAAAACUGAGCUCUGACUGA
Molecule: messenger RNA, 1041 nt
Organism: Megalops cyprinoides (Indo-Pacific tarpon)
Lineage: Eukaryota; Metazoa; Chordata; Actinopteri; Elopiformes; Megalopidae
Product: trace amine-associated receptor 1-like
Exons: 2
Coding region: 1-1041 (346 amino acids)
Biological process (GO): adenylate cyclase-activating adrenergic receptor signaling pathway
Cellular component (GO): membrane
Molecular function (GO): trace-amine receptor activity
Source: RefSeq, a predicted model, not a curated record